UUGAACCCAUGACCUCCGACUCCAAAGCCCGGACUCUUUCCACUGAUCCUCGCCGCUUCUCUGACAGGAUUUAUGUACACAUGCCUGGACAUCGAGUUCACCGGUUUACGAUCCAGUUCCUCCCCAGGCCAGCGGCCCAGCCUCUUCGAUUCGCCAGCGGAGUGGUACGCGAAGAUGCGACCGAAUAUUCGUCUGUUCACCGUGUGCCAGAUUGGUCUGUCCGUAUUUGUUAGCAGAGAAGAAGAUUCGAACAAGUAUGAGGCCCAUUCAUAUAACUUCUUCCUCUUCCCUGCCACAUUUGGGAUCCUGGACUCUCAGAUCUCCUUUCAGGCUUCUAGUGUUGAGUUCCUGAAUCACUAUGGCUUUGACUACAAUAAGUUUCUCAAGGACGGCAUCCCGUAUUUGAAUGAGGAGCAGGAGAAGAGAGUUAAGCAGGCCCUCCUCUCCGGGAACUGGAAAGUUCGGAGAAACGUGGACAAAGACCAACUGAAGGCGGUGAUCGGUGAGGUGACCCGGUGGUCGGCGCUCGCAAGAGAUGGGGAUCGGAUGGCCCUUCGCGGAAUAACCGGGUUCCAGAUCUUCAGCAUCCAGCUGGUUUUGAGGCAAGCCCUCCCUGACGUUUGGACGUUCCCGAAAGACCGGGAGAUAGUGGUUCAGAAAGUGAGCCGGGAGCAUCGCUGGUGCCUGGAAAACUCUGCUCAGGAUUCCUGCCGAAAGGAGUUGGUCCUCCUCUCCGCGAGGGGCUUCUCCGUCCUCUUCCAGAUGCUCGUGGAAGCCGGGAAGCCGUUAGUGGGCCAUAACAUGCUGAUGGAUCUCCUGUUCCUCCACGAAAAGUUCUACAAACCCCUUCCAGAGAGCUACGAGCGGUUUAAACAGAACAUCCACGGCCUGUUUCCGGUCCUCAUAGACACCAAGAACGUGACCAACGCGAUCUGGAAGGAGCUAAACUUUCCUCGAGCUUCAAAUCUGUUCGAGGCUUAUGAAACCCUCAGCAGCGACUUGAAUCCCACCAGCGGGUCCGGUCCGGAAAUCACCCACGCCAGCGAGUGCCUCAAAUAUGUGGAUUCCAAGUAUCCUCACGAAGCGGCAUAUGACGCCUUCCUCUGUGGCUCAGUUUGUCUGAAGGUGGCUCAUUUGCUGCUCCACAGAGAAGCAGGGAACGAGGCAAGGCCUGAGCCCUCUUUCCCCGCUUACCUUGACGUGCUGACUCCCUACCUGAAUCAGGUGAACCUCAUCCGAGGUGGCGUCUCCAAAAUUAAUUUCUCCGGGCUGGACGGCCCCGGGAACCGGCCUCCCGUCCUGAUCGUCAGAGUCCAGCGGUGGCCCGGGGUGGACGAAGAGCAGAUCUACCACGAGUUCAAGAGCUGCUGCGCGUUCGACGUCCGCAGGCUAGGCCGCGACCGGUUCCUCCUGAUGACCAACAAGUUUAAGAACGUCGGGAUCGUCUUGAAGAACUACAGGCAUCACCCCGAUCUGCGGGUGGGCCUCUACCGAUACUGGAGACACUCACCGCUCGUCGACUGCACGCUCCAGAUUUGUGGGAUUGUCACCGCUUGGGCCCUCGUUGCCUUUAUUCUGGGAAGAUCUCCGCGGGCGUCCUAGGGCCACGGGUUCUGGAAGAUUCUCUCCCUCCGUUUUGGGAAUUGCCCGCUGCGCUCAGACAAGCUUGAACAGUGUGAAAACACGUCUGACCGAACGUCUUCGCAAAGAAGGAAGGAAAAUAUCAGCCCGUUGUCUUCUCUUCCUUGGCCCCGACUCCUUAAUUCCCUUAACUUUCUUUUGCGCUGUUGUGCCAGGGUAGCGUUGCGUUGGUAGUGGCUUGUGUGUGUUACGCGACCAACGUGAGUCUUCUUACUGAGAGAAGAUGAAGUAAAGAAAAGGUAGAGGGCAGUCCUGGUUUGGUUUUGUUAAAGGUUUUCCUGAACGGAUUUAAUAA
Messenger RNA from Tachyglossus aculeatus (Australian echidna), 1936 nucleotides. RefSeq names its product PARN like, ribonuclease domain containing 1 (gene PNLDC1). Bases 73 to 1602 code for a protein of 509 amino acids. Gene Ontology annotation, molecular function: poly(A)-specific ribonuclease activity; RNA binding. Gene Ontology annotation, cellular component: endoplasmic reticulum; cytoplasm. Gene Ontology annotation, biological process: nuclear-transcribed mRNA poly(A) tail shortening. NCBI's taxonomy places the organism in Eukaryota, Metazoa, Chordata, Mammalia, Monotremata, Tachyglossidae. The record is from RefSeq and is a predicted model, not a curated record. The transcript has 19 exons.